Molecule: messenger RNA, 1132 nt
Organism: Fomitiporia mediterranea MF3/22
Lineage: Eukaryota; Fungi; Basidiomycota; Agaricomycetes; Hymenochaetales; Hymenochaetaceae
Product: 3,5-bisphosphate nucleotidase HAL2
Exons: 5
Coding region: 1-1080 (359 amino acids)
Biological process (GO): sulfate assimilation; phosphatidylinositol phosphate biosynthetic process
Molecular function (GO): 3'(2'),5'-bisphosphate nucleotidase activity
Source: RefSeq, a predicted model, not a curated record
AUGUCCUUGGCAUAUGCGCUUGAGAAAGAGGUCGCUGUAGCGGCCGUCCGCCGUGCUUGUCAGCUCACGUCUUCCGUAUUCAACAAGCUCGUCAAGGGCGAACAGCUGAUCAAAGACGACAAGUCGCCUGUGACUGUUGCUGAUUUCUCCGCCCAAGCCGUCGUGAACACAAUUCUUUCAAAUGCCUUUCCAGGUGAUAAUAUUAUUGGCGAAGAAGAUUCAGGAGAUCUGCGUCUUGACACAAACAGCGAACUCUGCCACCGCGUUGUUCAGCUUGCGAACGAGGCACUGACGUCUGAACUUGCCCUUGGUGACAAUGUACAAUGGGGAAUUGGGCCUGGAAGUGAACGAACUUCAGGCCAGCUUCUAGAUGCAAUAGACCGCGGCAGGCAUCCCGGAGGUAGACUUGGCCGCAUGUGGACUCUAGAUCCUAUUGACGGAACGAAAGGCUUUAUUCGUGGAGAGCAAUAUGCGGUCUGCCUUGCCUUUCUCGUCAAUUCGGUAGUUGAAGUGGGUGUUAUCGGAUGUCCGAAUUUACCGGCCGACAUUUCAAAACCCGACGAACGGAAAGGAUGUUUGUUCAUCGCUGUACGCGGCCAGGGUGCAGAGCAGCGUUCUUUGAAUAAUGCCCAGCCAAACCCCCUCAAGGUGCCCACGUUCAAAGACUCGGACAUAAAUAUACUAGAGUCUGUUGAACCUAGUCACUCUGGACUUGGUUUCAACGAGCGGGUCGCAAAAAUCUUGAAUAUUUCUCGUCCUCCGACACGAUUAGACAGUCAGGCAAAAUAUUGUGCUCUCGCUCGCGGAGACGGAGCAAUCUAUCUCCGGAUGCCUGCUAAACCGGACUACAAAGAGAAGAUAUGGGAUCAUGCAGCUGGGUCGCUCUUAGUAGAGGAGGCGGGCGGUAUUGUUUCUGAUUCACGUGGGAAGCCUCUGGAUUUUGGACUUGGGCGUACGCUCGGAGAGAACUACGGAAUUCUCGCUACUGGGAAAGCUCUACACGGACGGGUGAUGGACGCUAUUAGACAAGCAAAGGAGGAAGAGGCUGACUUUGUAGGGACUGGCGAAUCUCAAGUAUAAUCUAGCACUCGUAUUGGCUAUUGCUGUCACUGAACAAUCACAUAUAUUGUUG